This is a messenger RNA of Acanthosepion pharaonis, 723 nucleotides long. The record is from the annotation of a GenBank genome assembly. Lineage: Eukaryota; Metazoa; Mollusca; Cephalopoda; Sepiida; Sepiidae.
AUGCGAAAUUCUGUUAGCGAAUCAAAGAAGAGGCUGAUAGCUCUCUCUCACUCUCUCUCUUUCUCUCUCUCUUUCUCUCGCUCUCUCACUUUCUUCCUUACUUUCUCUUUUACUUUCUAUCUCUUUUUCUCUCUCUCUUCUCCUAUCAAUCUCUCUCUCCCUCUCUCACUUUCUCCCUCUCUCACUUUCUCCCUCUCUCACUUUCUCCCUUACUUUCUAUUUUACAUUCUAUCUCUCUUUCUCUCUCUCUUCCCCUAUCAAUCUCCCUCUCUCUCCUCUCUCCCCCUGUCUCAAUUUCUCCCUUACUUUCUCUUUUACUUUCUAUCUCUCUCUCUUCUCCUAUCAAUCUUUUUCUCUCUCUCUCUCUCCCUCUCUCACUUUCUCCCUUACUUUCUCUUUUACUUUCUAGCUCUCUCUCUCUCUUCUCCUAUCAAUCUCUCUCUUUCUCUCUCUCACUUUCUUCCUUACUUUCUCUUUUACUUUCUAUCAUUCUCUCUCUCUUCCCCUAUCAAUCUCCCUCUCUCUCCUCUCUCUCCCCCUGUCUCACUUUUCCCUUAUUUUCUCUUUUACUUUCUAUCUCUCUCUCUCUCUUCUUCUAUCAAUCUCUCUCUCUCCCUCUCUCACUUUCUCCUUUACUUUCUCUUUUACUUUCUAUCUCUCUUUCUCUCUCGGUUGCCUCUCUCCUCUCUCUCUCUCUUUCUCUCUCUUUUGUCCUAUUAUUAA